Hypanus sabinus (Atlantic stingray) is the source of this 772-nucleotide messenger RNA. Its product is annotated as avidin-like. The coding region runs from base 171 to 653 and encodes 160 amino acids. The record is from RefSeq and is a predicted model, not a curated record. Gene Ontology annotation, molecular function: biotin binding. The transcript is spliced from 5 exons. NCBI's taxonomy places the organism in Eukaryota, Metazoa, Chordata, Chondrichthyes, Myliobatiformes, Dasyatidae.
GUGAAAGGCGGAUCGGAAUGUUCCCAGUUCCACCCGACUCGUGUCUCUGAUCACCUGUCUCUUUCUCCGUUGGAAACAGGACGGGGUCGGACAUAUUCACUCGUUAAUCCACUUGGGCAGGAUAUAUUCCGCAGCACCUGCCCUCUCCAUCUCAGAUCGGGGGUGACACCAUGCUGCGCAAACUUCCCCAAAUGACACUCCUGUUGGCGCUGGGCAUCGUCGGUGCCUCCUGUUCCAUUAGGGUCCAGACUCUGGCCGGCUGCUGGACUAAUGAACUGGGGUCGAAGGCGGACAUCGAGAUGGACGAGGACGGGACCCUGCGAGGCACCUACAGAUCCAAAGUGUCCGGCGCUGGGAAGCCGGUUGAAGGGGAGCUAAUCGGAUUCCAGGUCGAUAUCGAGCAGCCGACCUUCGGGUUUGUGGUGAAGUGGACCACAGAGUCGGUCCAGAGUGUCACAGUGUGGACCGGACAGAUGUUUGUCGCAGAAGGAAGCCAAACUUUGAAGACCAUGUGGUUACUCCGAAGAGAAUCCCCCUUCGACGACAACUGGGAGGCGACCCUGACGGGGUCGGACAUAUUCACUCGUUGUAUCGAGAAGUGCGGAUCUGCGGACAGAGACGGCAGUGAGCGGAAAUGUGACCCCGGCGAGUAAGGCUUGUAGGGGACAUGGGGCGCCAAAUGCGAUGGGCACGGCCUCUGCUGAAUACUCGCUGCCUUUCAAUUUCUGUAAUCGUCUAAUCGUUAUAAAUCAUAAUCUCAUUAAAAGAAACA